This is a messenger RNA of Mustela erminea (ermine), 6619 nucleotides long. RefSeq names its product embryonal Fyn-associated substrate (gene EFS). Gene Ontology annotation, biological process: cell surface receptor protein tyrosine kinase signaling pathway; cell migration. The record is from RefSeq and is a predicted model, not a curated record. The coding region runs from base 1042 to 2727 and encodes 561 amino acids. Gene Ontology annotation, molecular function: protein binding. The transcript is spliced from 6 exons. Gene Ontology annotation, cellular component: cytoplasm; plasma membrane; focal adhesion. NCBI's taxonomy places the organism in Eukaryota, Metazoa, Chordata, Mammalia, Carnivora, Mustelidae.
CUUCGCAGCCCCUUCAGUGCCCCCCCCUUCCGGGCCCCCCUCCAGGCGAGUCUGGACCCUUGGCCCCUGCUCCUCCUUCGCCUUCUCUUUGCUGCUUCCUUUGCUUUGUGGCCUUUCUCUCCGUCCCCAGAGCCGCCUGGGAGCUGCCUCGAGCUCUAGAGCGCGCCGAGGGGCCCUGCGGCGGGUGCGCGUGAGCGGGCCGAGGGGUGGCGGCGCGCGGGUGGACCCCGCGGCGGCGUGGGGAAGGCUGUCCCCCACCUUCGGGCCGAGCCCGCGUGCGGGGAGCGAGGUUCCGUCGCGGCGCCCCCUGAGUCCCGGGCGUGCAGAGGGCGAGUGUGCGUGAGUGUGAACCCGCCUCGCCGCCGGGCGUGCGAGUGUCUGGGCCGACCGCAGCUCCACCGGCGACGCAGCCCCACAGCCACGCUCUCAGGCCUCCCUCUGCCAACUUGGGCGAGUCUGAAAAGGGGCGAAAGUCUCCGUGCUCGCUCGCCCCACCCCCUCGCAGCCGGGCCGCCCCGACCACAGCCCUGGGGGCACCGCUCUCCGCCGCGGCCCCCAGCUGGGGACGGUUGGCCCCUGAACUCGCCCGUCCAGCCCAACCGCCCCGGCGGCUUCUCCCAGCCCUCGGGGCCGUCCCGAGCGGCCCGGCGAGGCGUCGAGCACUGCCCCAGCUCCCGCCUCCUCGCCUGCCCGGCCCUGGGAGGGAGCUUUUGGCCCAUGCGAACCCCGGGUCCCUCAGCGGCCUAGGGCGGGCGGCUCCGGCGGCCUGGCCAACCCCGUGGCCCCCGGGACGGCACGGAGCGCGCGCCCUUGGAUGAGGUCCCGCAGCGACGCCCCGGCCCGCCCCGCUCCUCCUCCUGCCCGGCCAAGCUGCCUCCCAUUUGGGGAGUUUUGUGGGCUUUCUUUCUCCUCCUCCAACCUCCGCGGAGGCCACGACUCAGGCGCCGCAGCCGGGGGCCGCCUCCAUGAUGCGGGGCGGCAGCUGGUGAAAUCAGCGAAACCGAGCUUGGCCUGAAGCAGGCCGCGCGGGAGGCCAAGACCAUGGCCAUAGCCACGUCGGCCCAGCUGGCCCGGGCACUGUACGACAACACCGCUGAGUCCCCCCAGGAGCUAUCCUUCCGCCGAGGGGAUGUCCUCCGGGUCCUGCAAAGGGAGGGCGCUGGUGGCCUGGAUGGCUGGUGCCUCUGCUCGCUGCAUGGCCAGCAGGGCAUUGUGCCCGCCAACAGAGUGAAGCUCCUUCCUGCCGGCCCAGCACCCCAGCCCAGCCUCACCCAGGAGCCCCCCGCCCAGCCUGGCUCACCAUCUCCAGCCCCAGAGCACAGCAAUGAGGACCAGGAGAUAUAUGUGGUACCACCCCCAGCUCGGCCCUGUCCUACCAUAGGACCUCAGGCCGGACCCUGCCUGCCCUCCCCCGAUCCCAUCUACAAGGUCCCCAGAGGGAGUGGGACCCAGACGGCCACCCCUGGAGACACCCUGGAGGUCUAUGACGUGCCCCCCACGGCCCUCCGAGUUCCCUCCAGUGGUCCCUACGACUCCCCUGCCUCCUUCAGCCGCCCUCUGGCCCAGGGUGCCCUGCAGCCCCCUGGAGAGGAUGAAGCUCCCUACGAUGUCCCUUUGGCCCCAAAGCUGCCAUCAGAGCUGGAAGCAGAUCUGGAAUGGGAAGGGGGCCGGGAACCCGAGCCCCCCCUCUACGCUGCCCCCUCCAACCUGAAACGGGCCUCAGCCUUGCUCAACCUGUACGAAGCGCCGGAGGAACUGCUAGCAGAUGGGGAAGGUGGAGGCACUGAUGAGGGCAUCUACGAUGUGCCCCUGCUGGGACCAGAGGCGCCUCCUUCUCCAGAGCCCCCAGGAGCCUCGGCCUCCAAUGACCUGGACGCUUUGGCCCUGCUUCUAGCCAGAAGCCCCCCACUCCCACACAGGCCCCGCUUGCCCUCAGCUGAGAGCCUGUCUCGCCGCCCUUUGCCUGCCCUGCCUGUCCCUGAGGCCCCCAGCCCUUCCCCCGCUCCCUCUCCUGCUCCAGGCCGGAAAGGCAGCAUUCAGGACCGACCUCUACCCCCACCCCCACCCCGCCUGCCGGGCUAUGGGGGCCCCAAGGUUGAGGAGGAUCCAGAGGGCAGGGAGGUAGAGGACGAUCCAGCAGGACCCCACAAUGAAUAUGAGGGCAUCCCAAUGGCUGAAGAGUACGACUAUGUCCACCUGAAGGGCAUGGAGAAAGCUCAGGGAUGUAGGCCCCUGGAUAAAGCCUGCCCAGGGGAUCCUGAACUGCUGGAGAGGGGGCUUCCGGAGCAGCAGGAGGCCCCAUGCCCGGAGGAGCCACUGGAUCUGCCCACUGGAGACCUGCAGCUCCUGCACUUCUACGCAGGCCAGUGCCAGAGCCACUACUCAGCCCUGCAGGCUGCAGUGGCGGCCCUCACAUCCAGCACCCAGGCCAACCAGCCCCCACGCCUCUUCGUGCCCCACGGCAAACGGGUGGUGGUGGCUGCUCACCGCCUGGUGUUUGUUGGGGACACUCUGGGCCGGCUGGCAGCCUCCGCUCCUCUGCGAGCCCAGGUUGGGGCUGCAGGGACAGCACUGGGCCAGGCACUGCGGGCCACCGUCCUGGCUGUCAAGGGGGCUGCCCUGGGCUACCCAUCCCACCCUGCGGCCCAAGAGAUGGCGCAGUGUGUGGCGGCACUGGCAGGGCAGGCCUUGCAGUUCACCACUCUGCUCUCCAGCCUGGCCCCCUGAGCCCCCCUUGGCCCUGUUCUGCCUCUCUUCUGCCUGCCAGAGCCCCCUGCUGGGACUUGGGCCACCUCCGGAGGGCUCUGUUUUAAGGACCAGGAGAGGUGUGGGCAUCUUUCCCUUUCCGGUCAUCUCAGUCUCUCACAGAGAUGUCCCUCCCCCUCCCACAGCUUUUUGUACGAACCAUUUUGUAUAAAUUAUUUAUAUUUAAUAGUAUUCCCUGUUUUGUCAGGGGCAGGGAGAAACUGGACUCUUUUGUCUUAGCCUGUGGUGGGGAGAUUCUUGAUCACCGCACCUCUGGAAACAUGGCCCGCAGAGAAUCAGCUGGCUGAAACCUGGGGCCGCCCGAAGCCCCUUUCUUGUCGUGGUUCUUGACUCUAGAACAUAAGCACUCACUGCUGGCUGAGAGUGAGGGCAGGACAUGGAUCACCCAGAAUGUGGAGGUCUGGGAGAGGCCUGAGGGCUCCUCCCCACAGGAGGCUGGAAAGAGCUGGGCCUGAGUGAGCCCUGCUAUCUAGUUCUCUGACUCUGCUUCUUGGGUGCUUGGGGGAGGGGCCAAGCCUGGUGCCCCUUGCCUAAACUGAUGGGCACACACACCUUAGGUUUGGGGGGAGAUUUUGCUGUUAUUUUCAGUAAUAACUCAUUCGGUGGGUUUCAGCUCCCAUGAUGUGCCAAGCACAGUUCUGAAGGCGCAUUGUGGAAUGGGAUGAAUAAAACUGAGUCAGUUAAAAUAAAUUAAAAAAAAAAAAACCUGCCACAGAUUUGACAGUUGCUGGUAAUGGAAAUAAACAGGGUGAUGUGAGGGACUAAUUGGAUGAGGGAGAGACCAUUGAAGGAGACUUUGGACAGGACGUUGGGGAGGUAAUAUCUGAGCUGAGGCCCCAGGGAUGAGAGCACCAAGAAGAGUCUGAUCCUAGCAUUCCCAGAAGGCAGACACUGAUAACUGACUGGGGUCCUUUCCUGCAAGACUUCAUUGCCACAUGAUGUCAAUAGAGAGGUGCAGAGAGGUUGGCCUCACAAGAGCCCUGAAAGAUGCCGAGCUGAAGAGAUCACCCCCAGUGAAGGCCUGUCCUCGCAUGGUGCCACAGCACGACUCUGGCCAACUGGACAGUGCUGGUGGCUGGCCUGGGUGCCCACUCCCUUAGGUUAAGGCAAGAAGGUUUGGCUCCUUCAGCCCCCCUUCCUAGGCCUCCUGCUGACUGUCCUCUAGACAAACUUUUUAUUAGAGGAGCCAAGGGUCCUCUUGUGAAUGCAAUGUGCUGUUAGUCCAUAGUCCUAAAGCAUUGGUGACAAUGACAAGCCAUGGCUUAGAUGGGAGAUCACUGCAGCCACUUACCACAGGGAAAAAGUCCAAGCCACAGAUCCAUGGCUUCCCUUGUAUUUUCCCCAGAUGACACCUUGGCACCGUGACUGGAUUAGAGGCACCCCAAACUUCAGUCACAGUCUGAGUCUUUUGCCUCCCCCAAUGCCUUGUCUUCUCCAUUUUUGGCUCCUUCUUUCUCAUUUCACUCUCAAAACUCCCAGAUUCUAGGGUCACCCAAAUUCACCCUUGUGUGCUGAAGAUAUAACGGCUAUUCUCCAUCAUCUCCCAGAAAGAAUGUUGAGAGAACAAGCCAGAAAGAGAGUCCGAGAUUUCAGUGCAAGUCCCAGGUCUGCCAUGCACCUGCGUGUGUGCAGGUAGCUCCUCUCAGUCCUUCUGAGUCCUGGUGUUACCUUUAGUAGGAGAAUGAUCAUAAUGAUCUCACAGGGUUGUGAGGCUGUAACAAGAUAAUGCAUGUGAAUGACCCAGUGCCACAUAAAGGUGAGGGGUUAUAUAUAAUUCCAGGACAGACACAGCACAAUUGAAUCUCCAAGGAAUGUUGGCUGUGAACACACCAAAGUAAACCUUAAAGAGAUACUGAAAUGAGUUAGGGUAGAAGAGCAGUGGGAAGCUGCUUAAUGGAUUAGAAGAGUUCCCAUAUCUGGAAAAUUUCUGAACAGAGGGGACAAAUUGGAAGUGUGUGGCUCAGUGGAGAGCAGAGGCAAUGGAUUUCCUGGCUGAGACUAUCUGCACACUCCUUUCUAGCCCUUACCCUUAGACUAGAGAAUAUAGUAUCUAUUAGGUAUUAAAUCUCUUAGAGAAGUAAGUCUCUGAUGUGGUUAUACAUAUACCUGGGGAUCUGGUUAAGAGGGAGAUUAUGAUUCAAGGGCUUGAAUCAUAUGAUUCAAGGACUUAAGUCACACUUUGAGUAGCAAGUCCAGGGGUUAGCCAAGGCUUCGCUGAGGCAGAUAAUGCUUGAGCUGAUAACUGAGGGAUGAGAACUUGACUAGGGGAGGAGAAGACCUCAGGCAUAAAGACCAACUAGUGCAAGGGCCCUGUGUCAUUGGGGAAACUGAAAGAAGGCCAGUAUGAUGAGUGCAGUCUGGGGAGAGAAGCGAGGUGAAGCACCAGGGAGCAUGGGAUCAAGCCUGCAGGAGCAUGUAUGAGGCUUCUGGAAUUUACCUUGUUGGUGAGGAGGAGCCAUUAAAGGCUAUUAAGCAGGAAAGGGGCACAAACAGAUCUGCAUUUUUUUAAAAAAUCACUCCACCUGCUCUAGCAAUAAGGUUAGGGGAAAGGAAGCAGAAAAAAUGUGGGUGCAGAAUACGUUAGAAGGCCAAGCAGUCUGGGCAAAAGAUAGCUUGACUAACGGUGGUAGAGAUGUAGAGAAGCCGAGUGAAAACUACAUAGGAAGUAAAAGGACAGCAUUUUGUAAAGGAUUUGGCACGGAGGUAAAGAGGAGGCAUUGUGAGGGCUGUUGCCUGAGCACCUGGCCAUGGUUGAGUGACAAGGGUAUCAUUCACUGGGGGAAAGAAGCAGUGGAGGACAACCACAUUACAGGGGGAAGAGCAUGGGUUUGGUCUUGAAUGUAUUGAGUUUGAGGUCCCUGGGAGUCACCCAAGGUUAAGAGGAUGAAUAAGAGGUGGCUUCAUAGGUCUGGGGAUCAGAAGAGAGAUGGGAGCUGGAGAUAUAGAUCUGGAUAUCAGGUUUGUGUUGUUUAUAUUGGGGGUGAAUGAGGCCAUGGACAUGGGUGAGAUUUCAGGGUGGGAAUGGUGAAAUGAGAGGAGGACCCAGGACCAAGUUUCAGGCUCACAGACACAAUGAUGGUGAAGAGGAGGAGGAAUCUGCAUGGGGAAGAGGAGAAAGAGAAAGAAAAUGAGAAAUGUGUGAGACUUAGCCACUAAGAAAGUGUUUAGAGGAGUGCUUACAGUGCUAAAUGAUGUUAAAAAAAAAAUGACAAGAGAGGGUGGUCUUGUGGACGACCGCAGCUGGGGCUCCUUACAGGGUCCAACCCAGUCUUCCAUGUGCAUCCCCUGAACUGCAGUUGCCAGUAAACACGCUGUCUCCCAAGUAAGCUACUCCAAGGUGGUCUUGUCCAUUUCGUCAUCCCCCAAAGCCUAGCACAAGGCCAGGCACAUAAUAGACGCUCAAUAAAUUUUACGAAUGAGUGGAUGGAUGGCAAGAUGGCUGGAUGAAUGAAUGAUGAGGAAGAACUGGAAGCAAAGAAGGACUCUGGCAACUGCCUGGGUAGCGACUAUCCUUCAGCUUUCUUCCCUUUCUACUGCAAUGGCCUGCAGACCCAGGGAACAGAGACAGAGCCCCUGGGCCCUGGCCCCCCUUCCUCCCUCUGACGAAAAGUCUGGACCGAAGGUUCUGCUGACGUGGGAAGGGGAGGAGAGUCUGGAGGAAGGGGAGGGGAAAGCAGCGCAGAGAUCGCAGAGACGAAGGAGGCGCCCGCGGCUGCAGAGCUGCAGAGCGGGGUCUCACUGUGUCCAGGCAUCGGGCUCCCCACUGGGCCAAAGGACAGCGCAUCCUUUUGGUGCGGGCCGGCAGGGCCCCUGCGGUCGGCAAACUGGCUCCCCGGGUGGCCACCGGGACCCC